This is a messenger RNA of Ostrinia furnacalis (Asian corn borer), 2831 nucleotides long. RefSeq names its product zona pellucida domain-containing protein piopio (gene pio). The transcript is spliced from 10 exons. Lineage: Eukaryota; Metazoa; Arthropoda; Insecta; Lepidoptera; Crambidae. The record is from RefSeq and is a predicted model, not a curated record. Bases 372 to 1625 code for a protein of 417 amino acids.
GCCCCCGACGCAAGCGCAGCCAGUUUAACACCAGACCGAGCGUAGGGCGGACGCCAUGCGAAAAAAAACGAACAAUUCAAAAAUCGAAACGACCCACUAGACCGCGUUCCUAAAUCAAAAUUUAAGUGUCAAAACCCAACGCGAGAAAUUAAAAAGUUAACCUGUCAUUCCAAACCAUAUGGCCAGUCCAAGGAUGUGAACGUUUUUGAACCGUGCAUGUAAAGGAAUGUGGUUUUAGUGCCGAUGCCACAAGAGCGAGUGUUGUGUGCGUUUUGUUUUAUUUUUCAUUGUUUUUAAUGGUGGCGGUGUCAACCUUCGAAGGUGCCAGUCGGCGUAGGAUUUAAAAUUAGCUUUUUUCAAAAGACUGAAAUAUGUGGCGUGUGCUGCUUAUAACGACUCUGCUCGCGACUGUACGAUGCAAACAGUUACCACAGAGCAAAGAACUACAGACCACCACAGAAGUGACCACCGAAGACGACGCGACGUCAUGGCCCGCGCAAGCGCCGAUCGACGACUUCACAGUCGCGUGCGAGAGGGACAGCAUGCACAUCACCGUCUCGCUCGCACAUGUGGACCGCAAGUUUGAUGAAAACAAUGACCUUUUCGACACGUUCAACGGUAUAGUCUACCCGGCCGGUCUGGGCAGCAACUCCUCCUGCCUCCGAGAGUACGAGCAUGCGAGAGGGGAACUUAAGUACACUCUCCCUCUUAUGGGGUGCAACACCAUGGCCAAGGACAAUGACGAUGGCACCGUAGAGUACCACAACAUGAUCAUCGUCCAGCCUCACCCCAAGAUCGUGACGGGCCAGGGCCGCGGGUACGAGGUUCGCUGCCGCUACCGCCGCCGUGACCUGAUGCAGUUCCACGUACUCCGACAGAACCGCGCGGGGAAGGCGCUGGCUGACCUUGACAGUGAUCUUCAAGACUUGGAGAAGGAGUUCGUCAUGCUUCCCUCUGUCACCAUGCAGCUGUUCAAAGGGGACCCUGAAGAUAAACAUGAGGUGUCCGAAGCGAAGGUGGGCGACACGGUGACCCUGGUGGUCUCCCUGGAGAAGCAGGAUAACGUGGGGAUGCUGGUGAGGGAUUGCUACGUGCACGACGCGCUCGGGUGGGCGGAGCACAAGCUGAUCGACGAGGACGGAUGCCCACUGGACAGUGCAGUGAUGGGCGUAUUCCAGUACUCGGCCGAUAACAUGCGGGCCCAGGUCUCUUUCUCAGCUCAUAAGUUCGCGUGGAGCCCUAGCGUGUACUACACUUGUGGGGUGAAGCUGUGUAAAAAGGCUUGUCAACGAAAAUCUUGCGCUGACAAGAGCAGACGACCAAGAAGGGACCUGGAUGAAGGUUCCCCCGCUACUGUGGAGGUGUUCACCGGGCUCUACGUCAACGAGGCAGAUUCGCUGGAGAGCGACGAGGUCACCAGUGAGAAGAAAGAAGACGAGAUCUGCAUAUCACAGCGUAACUUCGCCAUCGGGAUCUGCAUCGCCGGAGUCAUCCUGAUGAUUUGCGUCAUCGCGGCCAUAGCCUACAUACUGGCUCGCAGACGAAGCCCCAAGACUUACAGUCGGACCGGCAGUUCCUUGUACAGUGGGCCUUACACUAACACAGGGUAUUCGCAUACCAGUUAAACUGGUGAAUAGACGCCGAUCGUCAGAAAGUCUCAAUGGACACCGAUCGGCGGUCAGAGAACUUCAAUGGACGCCGAUCGCGGUCGUAUAGUUUUUGGCGGUUGACAGUAAUGCCAGAAAUUUUUGAAAAGGACACUAAAUACCAGAAAAAACCCAAUACCAGAAAAAAAUUGAAUUUGAAUUAUCUAGUUCUCUUCUCGUUUUUAAAUUUAAACCGAUUGGCGUCCAUGCGUAGGUUUGUAUCAAGUGUAUUUUCAUAUGUGUUGAAAUUGGGUUUCAAAAAGUUUUUUUUAAAUGCCUCGCCAUCCAUAAAUAUGUGCGCGUAUUAAUGAGAGUCAAAUUAGUAUUUAAAAUUAUCUUCAUCGAAUUUUUAAUGAGCGCGUGAAAAGUCGAAAAUAUUCCGUUUAAAAGUACAAAAUAUUUUUUGAGAAAUUUUUUUUGAGAAAAUUUUUUUGAGUUGUAAAUGCCCGGUCUGUGUUAAAUUAAAUAUUUUUUAAAGAUUUCUACAUUGGAUUAAACUCUCCUACACUGCCUAAGUCAGUUCUUUAACAAUUUUAAUUCGUAUACUAUAUUUUACACUUAGUUUUAACUACAGUAUAACAUCAUAAAUACAUAAUAUUAUUUUUUUAAAAGGCCAUUAUGGUUUGCGAUUUUUUUACAAAAAAAAUAUUGUGAUCGUAAAAAAUUGCAAUACAUUUUGUUUUUUUUUUAGUUCAUAUUUGAAUUGUUGUGUUCAAAUCCACAACGAAAGUCAGUUUUAGUUAGUUAUUUUGUAAUUUACCAACUUGUAUGUAAGUUUUAUAUACCUACCAUAAAUGGGAAACGUAAUUAUAAUAUAAUAUUUAUAAUGUGAUAAUGUUUUGAAUCAUAUCCGUCCUUUAUUUUUAAGUAACACGUUUCUUUUCUAAAGUUUUUACUGGAUCACCACAGAGAUGCGACACGAUUCGAUUUUUUGCGUAAAAAAAAUAUUAUAGACUUUUUUUAUUUAAAAAAAAAACAGCAAAAAUUUUAGAAAGGAGGAGUGAUUAUACGUAAUAUAAGAAGGUUGCCUUGCAUUACGUAAAUAAUGUAAAAAUAUAUCAACAUGACAAAAUGUUGGUCUUGUAUAAGGGUAUUGUAAAGGCCUGCGAAAACUUAGUAUAAUAACAUGUAUUAGUUAAUAUUUUAUACCGACUCUAACAAAAUUACUGAAUACUAUAAUAAAAA